Hypomesus transpacificus is the source of this 4122-nucleotide messenger RNA. It is a transcript of the gene iars2, whose product is annotated as isoleucyl-tRNA synthetase 2, mitochondrial. The transcript is spliced from 23 exons. Gene Ontology annotation, cellular component: cytosol. The record is from RefSeq and is a predicted model, not a curated record. Bases 105 to 3206 code for a protein of 1033 amino acids. NCBI's taxonomy places the organism in Eukaryota, Metazoa, Chordata, Actinopteri, Osmeriformes, Osmeridae. Gene Ontology annotation, biological process: isoleucyl-tRNA aminoacylation. Gene Ontology annotation, molecular function: aminoacyl-tRNA deacylase activity; isoleucine-tRNA ligase activity; tRNA binding.
UUUCUUCCGGAAGACACAGCGGUCGGAAUUAAUCAACCCACUAACAAUAAACAACUUGGUUUCUUUUGAACAUUGUAGCACACCUGAAGAGUAGACUACCACACAUGCUGCUGUGCCUGAUUUCGGCAGUAAGCCCGAGUGUAGCAAGAUGGGGUACGAGGGGUCGCCGAGGCGCCGCACUCCCCUUCAACUCAAUCCGCUGUCAAAAUGUCACCUCAACCGAAGGCACGGCACAGCCUACAGUUGCUCCUGCAGCUGGACAGUACCGUGGCAGUGUGCUACUGCCCCGCACUGAGUUCGCCAUGAAAAUAUCAGGGCAGCAGCUUUUGGACCGGGAAAUAGAAAUUCAAAGGAAAUGUGGCUUUUCAGAGCUGUACUCGUGGCAGAGGGCGAGAAAGGCUAAGAAAGUGUUCUGUCUCCAUGAUGGACCCCCUUACGCGAACGGAGACCCACAUGUCGGACACGCCCUCAACAAGAUUAUGAAAGACAUCCGGAACCGCUUUGAAAUGCUGAGGGGGAGACAAGUCCACUACAUUCCAGGCUGGGACUGCCAUGGGCUGCCCAUCGAGCUGAAGGCACUGGGAGAACUGGGAACUAGUGGACUUGGCCCCCUGCAGAUUAGAGAGAAGGCCCGUAAGUUUGCAGAGGGCGCCAUUUCUCGUCAGCGCGCCGCCUUCCAGCGCUGGGGCGUGAUGGCGGACUGGGACAAGUGCUACUACACCUUUGACGGGACGUACGAGGCGGCACAGCUCAAGGUCUUUCAGGAGAUGCACGGCAAGGGGCUGAUCUAUCAGGAUUAUAAGCCUGUGUUCUGGUCACCCUCAUCAAGGACGGCCCUGGCAGAGGCCGAGUUGGAAUACAACCCCCACCAUGUGAGCAAGGCCAUCUACGCGACCUUCCCGCUGGCCACCCUGCCCCCUAAGCUGGCCCUGGGGACUGCGGACCCCAGCGACAUCUCUGUGUUGGUGUGGACCACACAGCCGUGGACCAUCCCUGCCAACCAGGCCGUGUGCUUCAUGCCAAAUGCCCAGUAUUCAGUCGUGAGGAGGGCAGACAACUCGCAGGUCUUCUUGGUGGCCACGGAGCGCAUAGCCAGUCUGUCCAUGCUGCUGGGCACUGAGCUGGAGAGUGUUAGCACUUUAACAGGUUUAGAUCUCGAGGGGGGAAUCUGUCAUCAUCCCACAAUUCCAGGGAAAAAAGUUCCAUUGUUACCCGCUAAUCACGUGACCAUGGGUAAAGGCACAGGAUUGGUCCAUACAGCACCAGCUCACGGCAUGGACGACUACAGUGUGGCUUCCCAGUUCAAACUGCCUGUGGAGUGCAUUGUGAAUGAAGAAGGCAAGUUUACAGAGCUGGCAGGUGCUGAGCUACACAACCUGCCCGUUAUGGAGGAGGGGACGGACGCAGUGAUCUCCAUGCUGAAAGCGUCGGGCACGCUGGUUCGUGAAGAGAAGUGUGUGCACAGCUACCCGUACGACUGGCGGAGCAAACAGGCUGUGGUGAUCCGACCCAGCAAACAGUGGUUCAUCAACACGGCCAACCUCAAAGACAAAGCCAAGGACGUGCUGCAGAAAGUCCGUGUGGUGCCCGAGUCAGCUCGAGGCAGUCUCUUAGCCAUGCUGGAUAGGAGGACAUACUGGUGCAUCUCUCGCCAGAGAAGCUGGGGGCUUCCAAUCCCUGUGUUCUAUCACAAGGAGACAAGGGAGCCCCUGAUCAACAGUCACACCAUAUCCCACAUAGCCAAGCUGUUCUCAGAGAAGGGCAGUGACUGCUGGUGGGAGCUGCCCAUGGACUCACUGCUGCCCCCGGAGGUGCUCAAGAAGAGUAAGGAAGGAGAUGUGACAGACUAUGAGCGGGGACAGGAUGUACUUGACAUCUGGUUUGACAGCGGAGCAUCUUGGGCCGCUGUUCUACAAGAGGAGGUUGAGGUGGACUCUGAAGAGCCAAAGUCUCGACUCAGCUGGUUCACACCUCCCUUACUUCAAACCAAACUGGCCCCAGAGUCGGACUCCAUAGCUGAUGUGUAUGUGGAAGGGAAAGACCAGAUCGGAGGCUGGUUCCAGUCCUCUCUGCUCACCAGCGUGGCCGUGCGGAACAAGGCACCAUACAAGUCCCUGGUAGUUCAUGGGUUUGCUGUCAGUGAGAAAGGAGAAAAGAUGUCCAAGUCACUGGGUAACGUGGUGGAUCCGGACACUGUCAUCAAUGGAGCAGAGGACCCCAGGCUCUCCCCGGCAUACGGGGCGGACGUGUUGAGGUGGUGGGUCGCAGAGUCCAACGUCUUCUCCGAGGUCCAGAUCGGCCCUACGGUGCUCAACUCGGCCCGGGACAGCAUCAACAAGCUGAGAAACACUCUGAAAUUCCUGUUGGGGAACCUGCAGGGCUUUGACCCUCGCACCCAAGCGGUGGACCCCAAAGAGAUGCACUAUAUUGACCAGUACCUUCUGCACCAGCUCAGGGAGUAUAGCAUGAAGGUGACAGAUGCCUACAGUGAGUUUGACAAUGGCAGGGCCAUCCGCGUCCUCCAAGCCUUCAUCACCAGGGACCUGUCCAGCUUCUACUUCAGCAUCAUCAAAGACCGGCUGUACUGUGAUCCUGAAGACUCGUUGGGUCGGAGGUCAUGUCAGACGGUCCUGGAGGAGGUUCUGGACGCCCUGACUCGCUCCAUCGCUCCCAUCCUGCCUCACCUGGCAGAGGAAGUCUACCUGUAUGCACCUGGACAUGAUGCGGAAGACACCGUGUUUCGGAGUGGGUGGGUCAAGAGCAGUUCGGUGUGGCGGAGGCCAGGAUUGGAGGAGGCCGUAGAGGGGGCGUGUGCCAUCAGGGACUCCUUCUUGUCCUCUAUCCCAGGACGCAAUGCUGCAGAGUAUGACCUCACCAUCGCCAUUGAACCAGGCCUGCUUUUUGAACUAAUGGAGUCUCUCCAGGAGGAGCCCACCUCCACCUGCUCGCAGCUAACGGAGCUGAUGAUGUCAUCACGGACCACGCUGGCCAGCACCCUGCCCAGAGACCUGCCCGCUGACGCCCUGGUCAGCAAGGGCAGCUUCCUCAUCAACCUGGAGGGAGGGGUUAUCCGUGAGGACAGUGCCUACAGUGUGGCAGCAGUGCCCACCUCCAUGGCACGAUGCCCGCGCUGCCGUCGCUACACAGCCGAGUCAGCAGACUGCCUGUGCCCUCGCUGCCAGACCAUCGUCGAAGGGCCACACUGACACCUCCCGCCGUCUGCCCUGACAACUGACAGCCUGCAAACAACACCCUCUUGUUUCCUUGCCAACCAGAAAAAAAACUAAGUUGCCCUCGGUAAACAUUGACUUCAGUGGUGUCCACUGGACAACUCGUGGGCCAGCUUAGCUUUCGCUGCUUAGUAAAGCACUGUGUGGUUGUUUUAGAGACAGUCUGUUGGUUUAAGAAACUGCCAGACCCACAAUUCUGGCAGCGAUGUGGAUACAGUGAUGUGGACACAGUGAUGUCGUCACCACAAGAAGAGGAAAAAGCCUGAGGUUGACCAAUAUUUUGUUAAGCAGUUUGUUUUAUUUAUAUAUAUUUUUGUCGGGUCAUUGUAUCUUAAAGGCUAAGCAGUUCUUUAUUUUACAUCAAAGAAUGGCAAACGUUUAAUAACCACUUCAAUAUAGUUUGGGAAGAAAAUGUGUUGAACACGAAAUACAGGGGUAGACCUACAAUAAAUACAUCUACAUUUGGAGUCAUUGAUGAAAUGGAAGUUUACAUUGAUGUCAUUGAUGACACACAGGGCAUGGAACAGAUCUGUAUUCUAUUUCUUGUGUUGAAAUGGGAGCACACUUUAAACUCAAUGUCACUAUGUGAUAAGGUGAGAGGAGUGGAAAAGAGAAGAUGUCAUUGGCAUCACUUAGUUAGAAGGGUUUGGGUGACUAUUCUUCCAUCUUGAAAGUGUAAAACUGUAUAAAACCUUCUUUGUAAACAGUACUCCAUUAAAUGUACAGAGAAUGGAAAGCGUUUCAGAACAAGAAUUGUGGCCCCAGUGUGUACUUGCAUGGUUCAUAGAGAAAGCAACUGUUUUGCAAGCCUGAAUUUGCUGGAGCAAAUGGUGGUCAAAUUUGAACAAUUAAUUGUAAUGCUGCACUUUGAAAAUAUAAUAUUGAACCCUAA